Molecule: messenger RNA, 480 nt
Organism: Heterostelium album PN500
Lineage: Eukaryota; Evosea; Eumycetozoa; Acytosteliales; Acytosteliaceae
Exons: 2
Coding region: 1-480 (159 amino acids)
Source: RefSeq, a predicted model, not a curated record
AUGAUGGACUCUUAUGAAUCAUUAAUAGAUGUGGAAUUUGAAAAUUUUAAUUUCAAUACAAAUAAUCUUUUACAAAUUAAUCCAGUUAAUAAAUAUAAUCUUACACUCCCAGAGGAAUUUUUAUUAAUAAUUUUAAAUAUAAAUGAAAAUAACUUUGUCUCUUCAAUACCUAUAACCAAUAAAGCUGUUUAUUUUGGUUUAGUAUCUCUUGGUGUUUUAGAAUUAAUGACACUUAAAAAACUUGGUAUACAAAGAGAAAUAAAAAAUGGAAAAAUAGGAGAAGUUCUCAUCUGUAAUUAUGAAGAAUGUUUCAAACAAUCAGGAAAUAUCCUUAGAGAACUCCUACAGACAGAUCAUUUUGACGCUAAUCCUCUCGCAAUACUAUGGGAUUUCAACAUCAUUCUUGAAGCUGUUUGUCAACAAAAUCUAUCAUUCAACUAUGGACCGAUCUCUGGUGAUGGAGAAUUUCAAAAACACUGA